AUGGCUCCAACACCAUCAUCAGACGAGUCACCCGCGUCGACGUCCGGCCCGGGCCUCACACGAGCGCCAGACUCACCGCAAAGCAAAAUUAGACGAAACGUAGCCUGUAUCAGUUGUCGUGACUCAAAGGUGCGAUGUCGAGCGAGUCCUGUCACGGGACAGCCAUGUCAACGAUGCGCCAAGUUGCAGAUCUCGUGUGUAUACGACAGAUCACACAAGAGGGUGACAAGGAGAAGUAAACUUGAGCUUCUGGAACAAGAGCUCAAGUCCAUCAAAGAAGUUGUACAGCCCAAGAGUAACGCAGAGUCACCAUCAGUCUCUCAAAGAAACGGAACUGUGUUUCCUACACAGCCAUCUCAAUUGCCUCCGGUCACAAAUGGAGCCGUCUUUUCAUUAUCCAGCAACCUGCAAAGCCCUCAACAACCCCAGUCGUUCGUGCCAUCAGCGGCGUUGCUCGAAAAGACAGAGCCUACAAAACCUCGCAUGCUAGAUGGUAAAUUGGUGUCUGGACAGGAUAUUGACUGGUACUUUGAGAAGUAUGACUCCCCUGGACUGAUGCUAGCAGCAGUAAGGCUAACAGCUUCAGUAAUAUCGACAGCUUGUCGUCGAUAUGCUAAAGAUGAACAACUUGUAACCGUACUCCUCGAUUCUCUUAACCGCGACGUUUGGGGCCUGCUUCAAGCCAUUACAUUGGACCUCGAGUCUAUUCAGACUCUCUUGAUAAUCUGCACUUGGCCAUUCCCGACCAUUAGAUUUGUCACCGAUCCGUCGCCUAAUUUUAUAAGCAGUGCCCUCAACGCUUGCAUGCUUCUCGGCCUGCAUACUGGCCGAGGAUCUCAUCCAAGCUUCUUGAUUGGGGGACGCCAGCACAUGACAUGCACAGACUAUGAGGCAUCCAUAACGUGGGUGUUCUGUAGUAUUCUCGCUCAAAGAGUGUCUACAGGCAAUGGGCAUCCGCCUCCUUUUCUCCAGCAUAAUGACACCAAGUGCAAGGAUGCCAUCAAAGAUAGUCUUGCGCCGGAGUUGUUCACCUUUUUUGAGCUACAGAAGUUUUCAAAUAGAUUACAUACAGCCAUGUAUGCCCAGAUAUCGGCAAGCAAUGGGGUUCCUGAAACCAUCGUCAAGAUGUGGGAAGAUGAGUUUGAGCUUCUAAGACCCCUCGUCACCCGUGUCGAAACAGACUUCUCUCGUUUCAUAAUGCUAGUUGCUCAACUCGAAGUCCAGGCUUACUACUAUACCUCGCUCCCUGACCAGCGCCCCAAUUUCAACCUCAAUACUCUCCGCACAUACAAUACCUCACAGAAUCUUAUCAACACAGCCCUCACACUCGAAUCAACGUGCCAACUACUUACACACAGUCCCCACUGGGUCUAUCGUGCUUUAGUCGAUGCCAGCUGCAUCCUCCUAUCCACGCUACACUCCACUGCUGCCCCGCAACAUCUCUCAACCUCAGACGCUGAGGUUGUCGCUGCGCAGGUUCUAUCCCUUCUAAAAACCUGCUCAGUUCGUGAUAAUGACCUCCCCACACGAGGCUCCAUCAUUCUUGAGACUUUCUGGUCUGUAAGGCAUUUACUCCCUAAGUGGGACAUUCCUGUUGGUGCAUGGCCGGAUCGUAUAGGUGCUGCCACAUCGUAUUGGUGUCUCACGGCCUUCAAGAAUGCGUUGCAGGAGGCCAGGAAUAUCACAGAUGGUACACAAAAAGGCAUUGAUGCAUUUCGUAAGUCUACACUCUUGGUUAGAUGGAUUGGGAUUGCUCACAUGUGCCAUCUAGAACAAAGGUUCCCGGGGACCAUCAACGGUGAUAAUGACGAGGGCAAUGGCAACACUAACACAGAAAUCAAUGGCCAAGAACACACUAUGGACAAUACCAUCGAUCCCCUCCAGGGAAUUGACUGGUCCAUGAUCAUCGAUGACUUUGGCUGGAUUGGAGAGGGUCCCAUGUUUCUUGGGCCAGCAUGA
Molecule: messenger RNA, 1959 nt
Organism: Fusarium fujikuroi IMI 58289
Lineage: Eukaryota; Fungi; Ascomycota; Sordariomycetes; Hypocreales; Nectriaceae
Product: related to transcription factor
Exons: 6
Coding region: 1-1959 (652 amino acids)
Biological process (GO): regulation of DNA-templated transcription
Cellular component (GO): nucleus
Molecular function (GO): transcription cis-regulatory region binding; DNA-binding transcription factor activity, RNA polymerase II-specific; zinc ion binding
Source: RefSeq, a predicted model, not a curated record